This is a messenger RNA of Apiotrichum porosum, 900 nucleotides long. RefSeq lists its product as uncharacterized. The record is from RefSeq and is a predicted model, not a curated record. Gene Ontology annotation, biological process: transcription initiation at RNA polymerase II promoter. Gene Ontology annotation, cellular component: transcription factor TFIIE complex. The coding region runs from base 1 to 900 and encodes 299 amino acids. The transcript is spliced from 7 exons. NCBI's taxonomy places the organism in Eukaryota, Fungi, Basidiomycota, Tremellomycetes, Trichosporonales, Trichosporonaceae.
AUGUCCGCUUUCAAGCGCAAGUCGCCAUACGGCUCAGCAUCUCCAGCUCCUGGCCAAAGCUCUCGCGGUGCGAGCGCGGGCGUCAAGCUUGAGCCCGACUCGAAGCGUCCAAGGGGCAUCGCCGGCACGCCCUCCUCGUCGCAUUACAACUUCAAUGACCCGCGUACCGUCGUGUUGGAGCUGCGAGAGUACCUCAAGGAACGCAUCACGAUGCCGUGGCAAGACGCCUUCUUCCACGUCGAGGACAAGAACCCAGGCAUCGAUGCAAACGAUGUCCUUGACCGUCUCAAGAAGCAGGACCGCGUCAAGUUUAACGAGACCAACCAGGUCUUUACGUACGAGCCCGAGAUUGUCCUCCGCACGCAGUCCGACCUGCGCUCGCACAUCCGUACCAACACGACCUGGGAGAAGACCCAUGGCCUCCCAUACAAGGAGAUCAGGGAGCUCAUGCCCGGACCCGAGCUGACGGGUUUCCUCGAGGAGCUCGAAAAGGAGGGCCAGGUGCUCAUCCUCCGUUCGUUGACGGGAAAGCUCAAGGACGCACCUUUGCCAGAGCUCGGCAGGGAGAACGCCUGGGGCGAGCGCUUGAAUGCCGGCGGUCCUGAGAGGUUCCGUACCAUCUUCUGGGACGACCUCAAGGAGCGCAGCCGCGCGAGUGCGCGAGUGGACGAUGAGUUUGUGUUUGGUUGGGCCGACGUGCGCAUCGCCGAGACGGACGACGUUGCCAAGCUGUUAGCGGAGCACGACCUCAAGGCGAGCAGUGUGGCGCCAUCGGCAAAGAAAGAGGACAAGGAGCCCGAGAAGAAGAAGAAGCGCGGCCGCCGUGCGCUCAAGAUUACCAACUCGCACAUGAAGGCGCACGGUAUCGACUUUUCGCAAGACUACGAGGCUCCGUCAUAA